AUGGCCGCCCCGAACCACCACCACUCCUUGCGGGACAGGCAAGUCGCCUCCAUCGAGAAGAUCCUGAACCUCAACCAGCAAAACGACCAGUCCUCCGACGACCACCAUGACCCCAAUGCCACCGGCCUGCUGCCCCGCUCCACCCCGAUCCUCGACCAAAAUGGCCAGCCCAUCUGGAAGGUCCUGGUCUUCGACUCCCUAGGCAGGGACGUCAUCAGCAGCGUCUUGCGCGUCAACGACCUCCGCAGCUGGGGCGUGACGAUACACCUGAGCAUUAACACCACCCGCCACACCAUACCCGACGUCCCAGUCAUUUACCUGGUCGAGCCGACCGCCCACAACCUAGAGCUUAUUACUUCCGACCUUUCGCGCGGCCUAUACUCGCCCGCUUAUGUCAACUUCCUCGCCUCAAUACCACGGCCAUUGCUGGAGGAUUUCGCUGCAAAAACAGCCGAACAUGGCACGGCCGAGCACCUCGCGCAGAUCUACGACCAAUACUUGAACUUCAUUGUCAGCGAGCCCGACCUGUUCAGCUUGGGCAUGGGUAAGGAAUCAUACUGGACGCUUAACAGCGCGCAAGUCAAGGACGAAGAGCUGGACAGCGCCGUGGACAGGAUUGUGAGCGGCUUGUUUAGCGUCGUGGUCACUAUGGGCACGAUUCCUAUCAUUCGCUGCCCUAAGGGUGGCGCUGCGGAGAUGAUCUCAGCCAAGCUCGACCGCAAGCUCCGCGAUCACAUCUUAAAUUCCAAAGAUAACCUGUUCUCUGGCGCGAACCAGAAGACGUCUGCAUCUGGGUCGGCGCCAUCGUCCAGACCGGUGCUUGUCAUUGUUGACCGAAAUGUCGACUUGAUACCUAUGUUGUCUCAUUCCUGGACAUACCAAUCUCUUGUACACGACGUCCUCCAUAUGCACCUUAAUCGAAUUACUGUGGAACUGCCGGUGGACGAAACAAACCCGGCCAGAGGCAUGACCAAGAAGUCUUAUGAUCUCAACGCGAACGAUUUCUUUUGGGCUAAGAACGCCGGCGUCCCUUUCCCCAACGUCGCUGAGGCGAUUGAUACGGAGCUGCAGAAGUACAAGCAAGAUUCAGACGAGAUUACCAAGAAGACGGGCGCUGCUUCGCUGGAUGAUCUACAGAACGAUAGCAGUGCGUCGGUGAAGCAACUUGGCGCUGCAAUUACGCUGCUUCCGGAGCUGAGAGAGCGGAAGGGACUUCUCGACAUGCACAUGAGUAUCCUGACCGCUCUCUUGAAGGCCAUUAAAGACCGCCAACUGGACAAUUACUUCCAGCUUGAGGAAAACAUCACCAAGCAGUCUAAAGCACAGAUCUUGGAGCUUGUUCAAGAUAACGACAAGGGCAACGAUCCUAUGGACAAACUCCGUUUGUUCAUCAUUUGGUUCCUGAGCACGGAGCAGGAGGUUUCCAGAGCUGACAUGGAUCGCUUCGACGAGGCAUUGCGAGCUGCAGGCGCCGACACUGCUUCCCUCGCUUACGUCAAAACCGUUCGCGAAAUCACCCGCAUGACAAUGAUGUCGUCUGCUCCCGCGCAACCAGCUCAGUCGUCAGCAUCCAGCGAUCUUUUCCGAGGAUUCAGCUCUCUAUCCAACCGCCUCACUGACCGGUUCAAGGAUGCUGGUCUUGGCUCCAACUUUGAGAAUCUGGUUUCCGGCGUGAAGAACUUCCUUCCCGCCAACAAAGACUUGACGCUCACAAAGAUAACGGAGUCUUUGAUGGACCCGCAGAAUGCGGCGUCGUCGGCCAUUGCAAAGACGGAGAGUUACCUGUAUUUCGAUCCUCGCAGCGCCAACGCGCGAGGCACCAUGCCGCCCGCGAGCCAGGCGAGAAAUCAGCAAGGAGGCAUUGGCGGCAUGGGGCGCGGCAUCGAGGCCAGCUUCGGGCAGAGGAGACAGGGGUUCAGCGAGGCGAUUGUAUUUACGGUCGGCGGAGGCAGCAUGGAAGAGUACGGAAACCUGCAGGACUGGGCGAAGCGAACGAGUGGGAACGGGGCGCCCGGGAGUGGUCCCAGGCGGCGGGUGGUGUAUGGCAGCACAGAGCUGGUCAACGCGGACGACUUCAUCAACAGCGAGCUGGCGAAGCUGGGCAAGGAGAGCGUAUGA
This is a messenger RNA of Aplosporella prunicola CBS 121167, 2118 nucleotides long. RefSeq lists its product as uncharacterized. Bases 1 to 2118 code for a protein of 705 amino acids. Gene Ontology annotation, biological process: endoplasmic reticulum to Golgi vesicle-mediated transport; intracellular protein transport. The transcript is spliced from 5 exons. Gene Ontology annotation, cellular component: cytosol; Golgi membrane. Lineage: Eukaryota; Fungi; Ascomycota; Dothideomycetes; Botryosphaeriales; Aplosporellaceae. Gene Ontology annotation, molecular function: syntaxin binding. The record is from RefSeq and is a predicted model, not a curated record.